GUAAAGUGUGGCAUAUCUGUAAUGGUGUACGGUCCCAGUAAUUCCCUAGGCUCCAGGGCUGAGGGCAGCCCAGCUGUCGCUCCCACAAACAGGUGGUGUAAAACAAUAGCUCUAGUGAGCCGACUCGCUUUCCAAACCCUCUAGCAGACAAGCACCCAGCCAGAGUGCCAGUGAGAAGCACAGGCCACCACUCUGCCCGGGUUCACACCAGCUCCGGUAGCCCAUGGAGCCCUGGCCUCUCUUCCUGCUCUUUAGCCUUUGCUCAGCUGGCCUCGUCCUGGGCUCCGAACAUGAGACCCGUCUGGUGGCAAAGCUAUUUAAAGACUACAGCAGCGUGGUGCGGCCAGUGGAAGACCACCACCAGGUCGUGGAGGUCACCGUGGGCCUGCAGCUGAUACAGCUCAUCAAUGUGGAUGAAGUAAAUCAGAUCGUGACAACCAAUGUGCGUCUGAAACAGCAAUGGGUAGAUUACAACCUAAAAUGGAAUCCAGAUGACUAUGGCGGUGUGAAAAAAAUUCACAUUCCUUCAGAAAAGAUCUGGCGCCCAGACCUUGUUCUCUAUAACAAUGCAGAUGGUGACUUUGCUAUUGUCAAGUUCACCAAAGUGCUCCUGGACUACACUGGCCACAUCACAUGGACACCUCCAGCCAUCUUUAAAAGCUACUGUGAGAUCAUCGUCACCCACUUUCCCUUUGAUGAACAGAACUGCAGCAUGAAGCUGGGCACCUGGACCUAUGACGGCUCUGUCGUGGCCAUCAACCCGGAAAGCGACCAGCCAGACCUGAGCAACUUCAUGGAGAGCGGGGAGUGGGUGAUCAAGGAGUCCCGGGGCUGGAAGCACUGGGUGUUCUAUUCCUGCUGCCCCGACACCCCCUACCUGGACAUCACCUACCACUUCGUCAUGCAGCGCCUGCCCCUCUACUUCAUCGUCAACGUCAUCAUCCCCUGCCUGCUCUUCUCCUUCUUAACUGGCCUGGUGUUCUACCUGCCCACAGACUCAGGGGAGAAGAUGACUCUGAGCAUCUCUGUCUUACUGUCUUUGACUGUGUUCCUUCUGGUCAUCGUGGAGCUGAUCCCCUCCACGUCCAGUGCUGUGCCCUUGAUUGGAAAAUACAUGCUCUUCACCAUGGUGUUCGUCAUUGCCUCCAUCAUCAUCACUGUCAUCGUCAUCAACACACACCACCGCUCACCCAGCACCCACGUCAUGCCCGACUGGGUGCGGAAGGUUUUUAUCGACACUAUCCCAAAUAUCAUGUUUUUCUCCACAAUGAAAAGACCAUCCAGAGAAAAGCAAGACAAAAAGAUUUUUACAGAAGACAUUGAUAUCUCUGACAUUUCUGGAAAGCCCGGGCCUCCACCCAUGGGCUUCCACUCUCCCCUGAUCAAACACCCCGAGGUGAAAAGUGCCAUCGAGGGCAUCAAGUACAUCGCAGAGACCAUGAAGUCAGACCAGGAGUCUAAUAACGCGGCGGAGGAGUGGAAGUACGUUGCAAUGGUGAUGGACCACAUACUCCUCGGAGUCUUCAUGCUCGUCUGCAUCAUCGGAACCCUAGCUGUGUUUGCAGGUCGACUCAUUGAAUUAAAUCAGCAAGGAUGAGCAGCAAGUGAGCUGAGCCUAGCUCUGCCCCAGAAUCUACCAGAGCAGAGAAGGGCAGGAGAGGAAGAUUUGUCUACUUGCUACACCCGCACUUAUCAACCGUAUUAUAUUCCAUACUUAUUAUUGAUGAUAAGAUUUACCUUUAUGUAAGUUUAUGGCCUUGAAGUGUUUUCAUGUUGCUUCUCCCUUUAGUUCUGCUAUCUCCCUGAAGAGUGAACCCUCUUUAGUAAAUGAAACUAAUCACUAAAAAAAUUGUUCAUUUCCAGUGUCUGGAAGAGUUUUUCCCAGGAUAACCGAGGUUUUCUGUUGCACUGUCAUUGCUGUUAUAUUUAUAUGUUUACUUAUUUUGUCUAACCACGAGACCACUAGGGAGUUGCUGAUGUUCUUUUUUAAAUGAAGUGUAUUUUUUGCUUAAGAGUCAGUUUUGUACCUAUUAAGAAAACUCCAUCUACCAGUCCUAAAGGGAUAAGGCAUUUGAUUUGGAGAGAGAGGAAGCAGUAGAAAUGAAAUAAACUAAAAUGCAAACUGCUUCAAAAA
Molecule: messenger RNA, 2134 nt
Organism: Symphalangus syndactylus (siamang)
Lineage: Eukaryota; Metazoa; Chordata; Mammalia; Primates; Hylobatidae
Gene: CHRNA1
Product: cholinergic receptor nicotinic alpha 1 subunit
Biological process (GO): monoatomic ion transmembrane transport
Cellular component (GO): postsynaptic membrane
Molecular function (GO): acetylcholine-gated monoatomic cation-selective channel activity; transmembrane signaling receptor activity
Source: RefSeq, a predicted model, not a curated record